AUGAAAGUAUCAACUAUACUUCCGUGGGUUACACUCUUUCUCGCUUCGAUUAGUGAAGCAAGGGCAUCUCCGAAUCCAGGGAAUGCCGAAGUGGACGGUUUUGGAGGUAAUUUCGGAGGAGGCGGUCGCUGGACAGUUAAAAAACGUGAAGAGGAUGGAGACCUUGAAGUAGACGGCUUUGGGGGAAACUUUGGAGGAGGUGGCCGCUGGACGGUGAAAAAACGUGAGGAAGAUGGGGACCUUGAAGUAGAUGGUUUCGGCGGUAAUUUCGGAGGAGGUGGUCGCUGGACAGUGAAAAAACGCGAGGAGGAUGGAGACCUUGAAGUAGAUGGUUUCGGAGGAGGUGGCCGCUGGACAGUCGUAAGGUCUCCCACGUGGAUGAAUCUAUAG
Molecule: messenger RNA, 390 nt
Organism: Talaromyces rugulosus
Lineage: Eukaryota; Fungi; Ascomycota; Eurotiomycetes; Eurotiales; Trichocomaceae
Exons: 5
Coding region: 1-390 (129 amino acids)
Source: RefSeq, a predicted model, not a curated record